Caenorhabditis remanei is the source of this 1884-nucleotide messenger RNA. RefSeq lists its product as uncharacterized. The transcript has 8 exons. The record is from RefSeq and is a predicted model, not a curated record. The coding region runs from base 1 to 1884 and encodes 627 amino acids. NCBI's taxonomy places the organism in Eukaryota, Metazoa, Nematoda, Chromadorea, Rhabditida, Rhabditidae.
AUGACCAAUGUCGAUGAAUUGUUCGGUGAUAUCGAGAUGGGUACAGUCAUUUCUUGCCCGGUUUGUCGCGAAGUUUACAACUUAACUGAACGAUCUCCAAUCAAUGUCCCUUGCGGGCACACUAUUUGCUCACAAUGCUCAAGCGCUCUUGUUCCGCGCCAUACUCAACCUGUAUUGAUGUGUCCAGUCUGUCGAAAGAGGCAUUACGGACAGCUAAACGGCGGAGCAUACACUUUCAGCUUUCCCAAAAAUUAUCAGUUGCUCGAAGUAGUUGAGAAAGUAGCCAGACUGAAGGAGAAGCAAGACAAAGCACGUGCAGACCUAUGCUUCGUCAAUUGUAGAGAUUGCAAGAAACAGUAUUCCGAGGAUUUAUGCACCCAAUGUGUUUGUGUGAAGGAUCCUGCAGGUGCAGACUUGGAUUUUAUGGAUAGACCAAAAAAUCAUUUGAUUUGCGUCGAUUGUAUCAAUGCAUCUCAUCGUACACAUGAUGUGAAACCAAUGGCCGCGGUCAAGGCCGCUUUUGACAAUAUGGUGAUUAUGAAAGAUCUGAAAACGGUAGCCGACCUUAUUCGAGGAAAGUCAGAUGCUUCCAGACGUGCUCUGGACAACUGCACUGAUGAGCUUGAUACAAUCAUUAGUUUAAUUGAAAAGUGCAUGGUCAGAUUGAACGAAAGGCCAAAAGACGCUAGUCUCUACUGUUUAACUGCGAAGUUUCUAAAGAAACUUCAAACGUUCGAGAAAAAUAUUGAAUCCGUAAGGAGCAGCGCCCACUUUCAUGCUACAAAUCUCGGGGGACUAUCCGAUUAUAUCAAGAACUUCGCAGAACAGAGCCGUCCACUACCCGUACUGUUUGCACGCUCAGAACAGAACCGUCCGCGACCACAACGUGUAGCACCAAAUCCAAUACCAGAAGUUCAACAACCACCAGAUUUGCCACAACAGCAACAACAACUACAACUACAACAACCGCCACAGCAAAUUCAGCCACAGCGAAUUCAGCCACAUCAAAUUCAAGCACAGCAAAUUCAACCACAUCAAAUUCAACCACAGCAAAUUCAGCCAGAGCAACAGCAGCAACAACCUCAGAAUCCUGCUCAAAUGCGACUGCUUGACGGUGAAAACAUCCAAAUUGGUGAAGGGGCCAAUGUGAACAUCAUCAUUCAUGUUGCUGAUGAACAUGAAAGAGAGGGACGUGUACGGGAGAUUAUGAAUCGAUUUGGGGCUGGAGCUGAAGCCGGUGACGUUGGUGGAGAACCUGAUAUUAUUGCUUUCGGAAAUAAUGAAGGAGUCGCGGGCCUGCACAUAAUCAAUGGUAGACAGCACGAACAAGUUUUAAACGGAUUACUACGUGGAGUCUUUGAUUUUCUCGAUCAAGUUGCAGUGGAGCCAGGAGUUAGAAACGAGGAGAGGAAUAAUCACGGGCAAGAUCCAAUUCUUGAAAUAGACCCAGUAGUUGAUGAAAUCGCCAUAUUUGACCGGGAUUUGCUAGAUAAUGGUCAAAUGGCUGCCCAGAAUGUUCAAAGAAGAAGAGUUCAAAUUAGACUCAGACUUGAGCAUCCAGAAGCAGCUGUUAACAAUCAACCUAUCGCUGAAAUCGAACAUAAUGAACCAGAUGCUGAAAUUAUGGUCCAGGAGGAAGAGGAUGUACAUAUUCCCGCACAUGUACCUAUUCCCGCUAGAAGAAGAGGAAGACCACCAAAUCGUCGUGGUAAUCGUCGCGUAGUUGCUCCGGAACCGGAAGAGCCAGUUGUUGUGGAAGAAAACGAUGACGUUCGCGGAGGUCUGGCUCUUAGAAGACUUAGAAGACGCAAUCCACCACGCCAUGAUCCUGUUCAACGCGUUCCUCGCGGUAAUAAUAGAAACCGCCGGCAAGCUCGCCGAUAA